Molecule: messenger RNA, 597 nt
Organism: Annulohypoxylon maeteangense
Lineage: Eukaryota; Fungi; Ascomycota; Sordariomycetes; Xylariales; Hypoxylaceae
Exons: 2
Coding region: 1-597 (198 amino acids)
Source: RefSeq, a predicted model, not a curated record
AUGGAUGUUCAGGCCGGCAUAUGGGACCUUUUCAAAUGUUGUAUCUCGACUUAUGAUGACUAUGGCUUUGGAAUGAUUGAUACCGAGGCAUUCUGGAUGAUGGCUUGGCGCCGCCUACAGAAAAUACAAAUCGGUCCCAUGAAAGAAGUAGAUACCUACGACUAUUUCACCCAUAAAUAUCUCCCUCACAUCGUCCACUUCUACGCAAAAUCAAGAGAGCUUGGCAAAAGAUACUCAACCUUCUACCAAACCUACUGGGAUCCCAACACGGGCGUCAGUAUUCAACCACGAAGACAGGGAUUCGUCGCUGACGACGAAUACUGGUAUGAGAAUCUAACGCUGAACCGAGCAUCUUACCCCCCGGUCUCCAGUUCUAGUUCUAGUCCUGACUCCGAUGCCAGUCCAAUGCCAAUGGACUAUGAAGCAGACAGCACUGAUCAUGCAAGUUGCGAUGAUUUAAGUUCCGAUGACCAUUUAGGUUCUAAUGCGGAUUCUGAUUCCGAUUCAAACACCAACUCAAGAAUUCAAUGUAAGAGGGAAAGCACUGCUCAUUCAGGCUCUGAUGCCGAUUCCGACUCCGAUGAAGGUCUUAUGUAG